This is a messenger RNA of Octopus bimaculoides (California two-spot octopus), 3957 nucleotides long. Its product is annotated as transmembrane protein 53. Gene Ontology annotation, molecular function: serine hydrolase activity. NCBI's taxonomy places the organism in Eukaryota, Metazoa, Mollusca, Cephalopoda, Octopoda, Octopodidae. The record is from RefSeq and is a predicted model, not a curated record.
UGACAGCCUUAUCAAAGAAGAAAAAAUAUAUUAUUUAACGAUGAAAUAGUGAAAACCUAUUAUACAUAUUUUAAAUGAAGCGGGAAUCGAAAUCGUGUAUUGAACUUGGUUGGUCGGGAGCGCUUACCGCAGUUACGCGUUACCUCCUACGUAGUAUUACAUGAUAUGGUAGUCAGACAGUCCAUGCGAUCACUUGAUUGUGGUUUGUCAUCAGACCACUUUCUGAUAUGAUGAGACAUCCUGUAAAGGCCAAAGGUUAUUUCCCUUCAUUAUUUCUUCCUCUUUAUUUAGAUGAAUAUAUAUAUAUAUAAACACAUAUGUAAAGUGUUUGACUUUCAAUUAAAAUUUCCUUACCAACCCGGUAACAUCUCUUUCUCUCACUAUCGCUAUCUUUAUAACCUAUUAUUCAUUUUAUAUGCACUCACAAACUGAUGUUCAGCUGUUGCACCGGUUUUACUAUAUGCAAGAUUUCUGUGUAUAGAUAUAUACACCAGAUAGAUGUUUUCUGUUAAUGACGGGAACAACUGUAUUCUUUACAUCCAUAAAUUCUGUUGAAGAAUUUUAAUAAAGACAGCAGUGAUCGAGUUUCUAUCCGAAUGAAUUAUUUAUUAUGAUAUUAGGACUUCGAGAGUGAACAUUUAUUCAGAAUUUCUUUUUAAAGUACACACAUUAUGGCACUAUUCACCCUUCGAGUAUUCAACCAGAUAUUAUCAACACGUUCAAAGUUGCUUCUAUGUCGGCCUACAUUGGUGAGUUUCAUAUCUGGCUACAAAGUUGACACAAAUAUAGAAUUUAAGAAAUCAAAAGUUCCUUUAGCAUUCCACACUGCUCAUGGAACCGGGCCUCCUCUUGUGUUAAUGCUUGGCUGGAUGUUUGCUCGCAGUCACCAUCUAACGAAAUACAGCAACAUUUACUGUAGUAAAGGCUAUGAUGUGUUACAAAUCAGUGUAAACCCUCUACAAGUUCUUGUACCUAGUCGAGCACAAAGUUUUGUUGAAAAGAUUUUUGAUCUUUUAGAAAAAGAAGACUGUAUAAAUAAACCUAUUAUUGUGCAUGGAUUCUCAGUGGGUGGUUACAUUUAUGGGGAAAUGCUUGUGAAAAUGGAUAAUGAACCAAAGAAACUUGCAGCCCUCGGUAAACGUAUUGUUGGUCAGGUUUUUGAUAGUCCAGUAGAUAAAGAUCGAGUGGCAUAUGGUAUGUCGGUAAAUAUUGGAAAAAAUUAUUUUUCUCAGAGACUAAUCUUCCAUCUAUUAAACCAAUACUUGAAAAUCUUCAAAAAAUCUGUGACUGACCAUUUUUCUAAAGCCAACCAUGCUUUCAUACGAAAUGCACGAAGGAUUCCUACUCUGUUAUUAUAUUCAUAUAAAGAUUCUAUUGCAAACCCUGAAGUGAUUGAGAGUACUAUAUCUUUGUGGGAAAAUGAUGGAAUUCCUGUCCUUUACAAGUCUUGGAAUGAUACCAAACAUGUUAGCCACUUGCAGAAAUAUCCUGAAGAAUAUAUUGAGAUUUUAUUAACUUUCUUGGACCGUUUGCCUCUAAUCUGUGAUUCAAAUGACAAUUGUAAAACUGAUGAAGCAGAUGAUAUACCAGCUCGUUCGUCCACUUCAUUACCUUGAUAUUGUUCUCCUUAGAAUAUUCAACAACUACAAGAUAUUCUUUACAAAAUAUCACUUAUUUACAAAGUACUUUAUUCUGUUGAUAUGACAUUGAUUUUACAAAGUAAUUAGUACUACAGAUAUAUCAGUCUUUACAAAAUACUUAUUUUACACUUUUUUUUUCAACUGAUAUCACAUAGUACUUUACAAAGUAUGUUUGUUCUUCAGAUGUAUUAUUAUCUCUAUGAAAUAUCCAUUUGACAGCUAUUUCACUUAUCUACUGCAAACAGUUUCUAAAUCAUGGCCCAAUUAGUAUUAUUAUAUUAAUAAUAUUCCUUUUGAAACACAAAGAUAUCAAUUGGACAUCAAAUGGCAAUGGAUGGCAGAAACGUAGAAUGAUAGAUUAAAUGCCUUAUAAUAUUUAGUUACAUCUCUUUACAUUCUGAGUUCAAAUCUUGCCAAGUUGAACUUUUAUUUUUCCUCCUUAAGAUAAGUACCACUUACAUACUAAGGCCAAAAUUGAUCAAAUGAAUGAAUACCCUGUCAAAACAUUUCUGGCUUUUGUACUAUUGUUAGAAAUUAAUGUUUUUAUUAUUAUUAUUAUUAUUAUUGUAUUGACAGAAUUUUUGGAGCAUCAAACAUUAUGCAUUGUGGUAUCUAGUCACAGCUCUUUCCAUUCUGAGUUUAAAUUUCGCCAAGGGUGAUUUUAUCUUUUGCCCUUCCUGAUCAACAAAAUAGAGUACCAGUCAAGUACUGGGGUAGAAUUUAUUGGCUAACCCUUUUCCCCAAAAUUUCUGGCCUUGUGCCUAUGUUAGAAACAAUUAUUAUUAUUAUUAUUAUUAUUAUAUGAUUAUUAUUAAUAAUAUUGUUAUAAUCAUUUUUAUUAUUGUUAUUAUAAACAUUUCAGUUUUUAGCAAACACUUGUCACAGUGUUUCCUCCACUUGUGUCCUUAAACCUGGAGUAGUGUGCUAAGCACUGAAGCCCUUAAACUUGAUAAAAAGACCACUGGUGGUGUCCAAAUGUUGGAUGGUUAUGGUCUUCAGCAGUCUCUAAAUAUGAUACAGUGUGUGCUUGAUUCAAGCCCCAAAAAGACUAUUCAUUCUCCUUUUAGCUUCUCAUACAUAGCUAUCAUUGUUUACAUAUAUAUUACUUACUGGCUUGGAAACAUUACUGUCUCACUGUCCUCUACAAACUGUCUAACUAUGCACUACUAUUAUCUCACUGUCUCCUUGUAUAUUACUGCUGCCCUAGUCUUCUUAAACAUUACUGUUUCAGUCCCUGUAUAUAAUAUUACCACACUGUUUCCGCCUGUAUGCACUGUCUCAUUGUCAUCUUAUACACUCUACAGCAUCACUUUUCUUCUAGACAUCACUCUUUUAUAUUUUCCUACAUUAGUGUUUACCUUAAAUGUAUCUGUUACAAUACUCCGGCUAGUUUAUUCAACACAAAAAAGAACUCUGUUUGGGUGUCAACUAUUUUGUUGAAAUUAUUACAGUUUAUCAAAGAGCUCACCGGCACAGUGUCCAAAUUCAAAAGAAAACAUGUUUAUAGAAGAGAGUUGAAAAUAGCUGAAAUAAUAAUCACUUGAGAUAAGACUGUAAUAGUUUUUAAUAUUUCUUGUAUCCUACCUCAUCCUAACCAUUCAGUAAUGAAGUAGGUUAUUGUUGUUUAGACCCUGGUCAGACCUAGGUUCAAAGACGUUCCAGCCAUGACUAUCUCAUUUUUUGGGGUUUUAUUUUUGCAGACUCAUCCUUUCUUUAAAAUGGCAAUAUGUGAUAUAAGAGAUAUUUGGUUGCUGUGACAACCAGACUGAAUGACUGUAAAGGCUCUCCUGUGGUCUGUUUUAUCAGUCAAGGGGAGUUUUGGUAAUCUUGUGUGACAAGGUGCUGAUUGUAGCUGUUAUUAUGAAGGGCUGGCAGAACUGGUAGAGCAAUGAACUUAAAGCAUUGUGCUAUUUAAUGUCCAUUCACACUGUUUUCAAAUAUCCUGCCAGGUUUAACUUUGCCUUUCAUUCUUUGUGAUUAGGAGAACAGGUACUAGUUGAUCUAAUUGACUAUAUUCUGCUUUCAACUAUGUGGCCUGGUGCCUAAAUUAGGAAAAAAAAUAUUUGUGCAAUACCAUUUCAAUCAAACUGAUUAGUAGCAGUAAUAGCAGUUAGUAGCACCAGUAGGGCUUGAAAUCAUAACCGUGUGUUCUCUACUUCAGCAUAAAUAGAUAGGACUGUUUUGAAUUAGAACCCAGUCAUAGAUUCUAUUAGAAUGGCUUAUUUUCAUGCUGUAUGUUUUGAUCACCUGAUGGAAACAUUAAGGACAAAUGCUGCACCAGAUUCCAGACUUUCAAGAUAAAGUUUACAUCAAUGCA